CAGAGAUGGCAGCUUAUGCAGCUCUUGUUUCUGUUUUGACUAUCAUUGACCAGAUCCAAAAUCAUCCUCGCUUUUCGAUUUCCUUCGACAAGAACCAGAUCGAAUCUCUCGGCGAAAAGGUCGGUUUCUUGUUGGAUUUCAUAGAAACUGAUACUCAUGGAGUUAUAAUCGAGCAUGCACGAGUUUUGGAACGUCGAAUUGCUUCUGCAGCCUAUGCGGCUGAAGACGUAAUCGAAUCUCAUGUCGUUGACCAAAUUCAAGCUGCAGGUUCGGUUGAAGGCCAUCGUCUACGGAAAGUAGUGAAAGAUAUCAUGCUUUCAAUGCGCCUAAAGAAGGCUAGAAUGGAGGAAAAUCACGCCAGUUCGAUUUCCAUGCUCGACCUCGAAAAGGUAAUAGAAGACAUGGAUUCUAUCAAGAAAAAGGUUAUGGAGUUCAGAGAUGAAAGUGGAUCCAACGAACAUGAUAUGCAGCCCACAUCUACUACUUCAUCAAGUACACCUCGUAUUACCACCGACAAGAAUACUAUGGUCGGAUUUGACGAGCAGUUGAUUAGUCUUUUGGACAAGCUCACGGGGCAAAGGUCUAACCGGCAAAUCAUUCCAAUCGUUGGCAUGGGCGGCAUUGGUAAGACUACUCUCGCCAAAAAUGCUUACGAACAUUCACUUAUUGCGCACCAUUUUGAUAUUCGUACUUGGGUUACUAUAUCUCAAAAGUAUAAUGUCAAAGAACUUCUCUUACAACUUCUUUCAAUGAUAAGUAGUGAAAUCGACAGUGAACAUGAUGAGCAAUUGUUAGGACAAAAGUUGCACAAAAUACUAUGGGGUCGGAGAUAUUUGAUUGUAAUUGAUGAUAUUUGGGGCAUUGAAGCUUGGGACAAUGUAAAUCUUUUCUUUCCAGAAAACAACAAUGGAAGUAGAAUUGUUGUGACUACAAGGAUAUCGAAUGUGGCUACUCACUUCGACUCCUCGUUGUUUGAGUUGAGUUUUCUAGAUGAGAAUAAAAGUUGGGACCUAUUUUGCAAAAAAACAUUUGGUGAGGCCGGUUGCCCUCUUGAACUGGAGGAUAUUGGAAAGGAGAUUGUUAAGAAAUGCAAAGGACUUCCCCUUUCGAUUACUGUGAUUGGUGGACUUCUUGGAAGGUCUCAUAUGACCCAAAAAUACUGGAAAAAUAUUGCAAAAGAUUUAACCUCCUUUCUCAACUCUGGAGAGGACGAGAAUUGCUCGAAUAUAUUAUCUUUGAGUUACACCUACUUGCCUGCUCAUCUUAAACCAUGUUUUCUCUACAUGGCAAUUUUUCCAGAAGACCAUAAGAUUCUUGUCUCUCGAUUGACCAAACUUUGGGUGGCUGAAGGAUUUAUAAAAUCAAAUGAAUCACAAAGCUCGGAAGAGAUUGCACGAGGUUACAUAAAUGAUCUCAUUGACAGAAAUCUCAUUUUAAAACAUACAAUGGGAUCGAAUGGAAAUGUGAAAAAUUGCGUAAUCCAUGAUCUUGUGAGAGACUUAUGUCUCAUGGUGGCUCAGAAAGAAGAGUUUAUCUGUGUGAUCGAAGACAUUCCACGAGGAACAGAAAGGGGACGUCGUAUUGUAUGUGAUAAAAAAAUUAGACAAGUGAGGUAUCCGUUUAGUGUCUUUCAUACGGUGCGAUUGGCCCCACGUACUAGUACUUGGGUUACAAGCAGAGAUGGUCGUACGUUUCGUGCUCUUCGUCCUUUGCGAUUGGCACCACUUACCCGUACUUGGGUCACAAGCAUAGAUGGUCGAUUGUCUAACAAUAGAUUGCUGAGAGUAAUGUCGUCGAACAGUGAAGCCAAGAAAACAGAUUUACGCAGACAUAUUGUUGAUCACGUUAACAUGCGGUAUCUUGCUUGCACCAAUUUCAAGUUAUCCUCCGCUUUUGUGCUUCCUUCGUCAAUAAACAUUGUCUGGAGUUUGCAAACAAUAAUUAUCAGAGGGAAAAUUGAAGCACCAUCUCAAAUUUGGGAGAUGCGACAACUUAGGCAUGUGGAUAUCUAUAGAUUGUGCCUUCCUAAUUCUCCUUGGAGUUAUGGCCACAAACAGGAUGAGUGUGUUUUGCCAAAUCUCCAGACACUUAAGAAAGUAGUAAACUUCACGUGGAGCAAGGAGGCUUAUAAGAGAGUCGUCAACGUUAGGAAAUUGAACAUAGUGUAUGACGAUGAGUGGGAAUGGUCAAAUAAUAAUGACUAUUGCCUCCACAAUAUUUGCCAGUUGCAUAAACUUGAAUCACUUUCAUGCUUAUCGUAUUGUGGGGAUGAAAGGUUGAGGAAGCUUACAUUCCCAAGUUCGCUCAAGAAGUUGAAAUUAGAUGGUUUCAUGCUUGGUUACGAAGAUUUAACAGUCAUUGGUUCGUUACCCUGUCUCGAAGUUCUAAAAUUGAGAAAUAAUUCGAUCAUAGCACGUGAGUGGAAUCCUGUCGACGGGGAAUUCCUACGCCUAAAAUCCCUCUUAAUAUAUGGGAGUGGUUUGGUUAAUUGGAAUGCCGACACCUCCAAUUUUCCAGUUCUGGAGAAACUUGUUCUUGAAUAUAUGGACAAAUUGGACGGAAUCCCUUUAGAUAUUGGAGAAAUACCAACGCUUCGACAUAUUGAAUUGAAUGUGUGCAAUGAGUCUGCGAUUAUAUCGGCUAUGAAAAUAGCGGAAGAACAAGAGGAUGCUGGCAAUGACAUACUUCAAGUUCGAGUUGAGUUCCGUUUUGAGUACGAAUUACAGCUCUUUCAAGAAAAGAUGAAACAAUCAGCCGAUCACAGCUUCACACGAAAUAAUUUUCAAGUCGUUGCUAGAAAUAUGGUCCCAUUGGCUCAUAAUAUAGUUGAAGAGUAUGAGCAAUAUUAAAGUCAUCUAUAUCUAUAUAUAUUCUAUACCCCUCUCUAUUCAUACAUUAUAUAUAUAUAUAUAUUAAGUAUAUAUAUAUCUCUAUGGCCCCCAAAUCCCGCCCCCCUAUUUAUUUUCACUUUUUUUUUUGCCACUUCUGCUCUAAAACGGCGUCGUUUCAUCAAUACCGCCCAAUCACGUUGCACAAUUCUUUUCUUUUCCCUUUUCUUCUCGCGGAUGCACGAUCGACCUCUGUGCUUCUCUUUUCCUUUUUUUUUUUUUUUUUUUUUUUUUUUUAAUUCUGCCCUCCGCCGCAAUCGAGGACUUCUUCUCUGUAAUUCUCUCCAGGUGUUGAACGGCGUGCAUCCAGGUGUUGAACGGUGGUGCACGGGGCUACAAUUGCUGACUCUGACCGCCGCCCUCCCCUGCCGCCCUCAAUCAGGUCUUCCGCCGCCGCCGCCGCCGCUUCGUUCGACGCCACCGCCCCAGCUGUCAGCGUCACUUCCCACCUCAUUCUUCGUCCAAUUGCAGACCGCUCCCCGUUUUCGAUCACAUCCGACUUGGAUUACUCAGGAAUUGUCGGUGCCCACCCCUUUCCUCCAACUCAAUCUCAGUCAUGGUACUGAUCCUAAAUAACCUAUUUAAUUUAAUUUACUUUAUUCGUGUGAUACACGACGAUAAUUACGAGCAUGUCGAUCCGGUUUGUUGUUCUUGAUUAUUAUUAGGUGAGGAAAGAGAAGAUGGGAGACAGAAUAACUGCACUUCAACAAUUAGUCUCACCUUUUGGAAAGACCGAUACGGCUUCUGUGCUUUCGGAUGCUAUCGAAUACAUCAAAUUUCUCCACGAACAAAUCAGCGUGUUUCCUUUGGGGAUUCUUCGUGUUAGCUCUUCCGUGUUCUACAACACCGUGCCUCAUUCGUGUACGCCGCUGGAUUGUACUGGUUAUUUGAUCUGCUCUUAUUAUGAGGCAUGCGGUUGUACGUCUACGGUCGUUGCUGUCUAUUUCGUUACGAUGUGAUACUGCUCGGACCAUUGCCUACACUUCUUCUACAGUAUUUUCCCGCGGGAAUAUAUAUAUUUUGUCGGCUACGGACAACCUCCGUUACCAUUGCUCUGAUGUGUGUUUCCUCUACCAUAUAUAUGUUCUCUUUUUGUGGAAAUGAUACCAAAGGCCAUGUCUUUAAUAACACUUUCCUUACAGCUGCCUGUUGUCGGUGCACCACAUGUUCUGUUACCACACUUUUUGCUUUUGAAAAAAUGAUGUCCCUCUACGGGUUGCCUUAAAUAGGCGUGACCUUCCACAGAAGUGCAUUGCUCGUGUUUUUUGAAAAUUGUACUCCUCAUAAGAAGAUCUUGGCACACUGCUUUUACUAUUAUACUCUUGGGAAAAAGUGAACUGAUUUUUUUAUUCGUUCAUGUUACCACAGGUAUUUUUCUACUCUAUAAUGUACCGCUGUAUGUAUACAAAUUUUCUUGUAUGCAACAAUUUGUCUCAUUAUUUUGUAAUAUUUUUUUUUCCUAACUGAAGUAAUAUGCAUUUUUUUUCUCUGUUGCAGUUGUAAAUAUUUUGCCUUCCACAUUCCUAGGCUUAUGAAAGUGACUAUUAUUGAUUA
Messenger RNA from Erythranthe guttata (spotted monkey flower), 4442 nucleotides. The record is from RefSeq and is a predicted model, not a curated record. NCBI's taxonomy places the organism in Eukaryota, Viridiplantae, Streptophyta, Magnoliopsida, Lamiales, Phrymaceae.